Molecule: messenger RNA, 2043 nt
Organism: Poecilia latipinna (sailfin molly)
Lineage: Eukaryota; Metazoa; Chordata; Actinopteri; Cyprinodontiformes; Poeciliidae
Gene: gnl1
Product: guanine nucleotide binding protein-like 1
Exons: 12
Coding region: 135-1952 (605 amino acids)
Molecular function (GO): GTPase activity; GTP binding
Source: RefSeq, a predicted model, not a curated record
UGUUGCGUCACUGAAAAAGUGUAGGAGUCCAGAAACUUCACUCAUGUAAAUAACGGCAAUUUGAAAGCUAUGUGGUAGCGACACACAGUACAGAGCUAUUAAAUAUAUUUAUCCGCUUUCCUGCUUUUUGGACCAUGCCUCGGAAAAAGCCAUUUAGCAACAAACAGAAGAAGAAACAGCUGCAAGUCAAACGCGAGAGAAAGAGAGGUGACACAGGUUCUGGUCCGAGCAGCCGCAAUGCGAGCGUGGAGCGAGGAGGAGAGCGUCAGUCUGACACCUCCGACAGUGAGACUACUGACGUCAGAAGAAUAAACCAGCAGCCCUUUGGGAGAGAUGGCAGAUAUGAUCCAAACAGGUUUCGACUUCACUUUGAGAAAGAGAGCAAAGAGGAGGUGGAAAGGAGAAAGAAGCUGGCCAUGGAGACGGUGCUGAAGCCGGUGUCGGACAAAGAACUAGAAGUCAGCAAAGAUGAAAUCUACCCUUCAGAGAAAGGUCUCGUCUUCCCGCGUCGGCCAUCUUGGACUUAUGAGAUGACGCGGGAGAGCCUGUUGAGGAAGGAGGAGAAGUCCUACAGAGACUACCUGGAAGACCUGCACUCCAGAAACCCACCCGGCUCCCUCAGCCACUUUGAGCACAACCUGGAGACUUGGAGACAGCUGUGGAGGGUUUUGGAAAUGUCUGAUAUCAUCCUUCUUAUUGUUGACAUUCGACACCCGGUGCUGCAGUUUCCUCCAGAUCUGUACCGUUACAUCACAGCGGAUCUGCACAAGCAGGUGAUCCUGGUGUUGAACAAAGCAGACCUGUGUCCUCCGCCGCUGGUGAUCGCCUGGAAACACUACAUGGCCUCCCAGUUCCCCCACCUGGAGAUGGUCUGCUUCACGUCCCAUCCUGGACAAUCCUACAACACAGUGUUGCAGAAGAAGAGGAUGAGAAAAAAGGCUGACUGGAGUCGCGCCGGAGGUCUUAUCGAUAUCUUUAAGGCUUGCCAAGAGAUCACAGCCGGAAAAGUGGACCUGUCCAGCUGGGAGCAGAAGAUCCAGAGAGACGCUGCUGCAGCGCGGCUGGACGGAGAGCUGCAGGACGAAGGAGCUGAAUCGGUUCUGGUGGAGCAUCAAAGCGACAGCGCUCUGGAGAUGAGCAACCAGGAGCUCUACAAAGACGGAGUCCUCACUCUGGGCUGCAUAGGUUUUCCUAAUGUUGGUAAAUCCUCCGUAAUAAACAGCCUAGUGGGGAGGAAAGUAGUGAGCGUCUCUCGAACGCCGGGUCACACCAAGUACUUCCAGACCUACUACCUCACCCCGACGGUCAAACUCUGCGACUGCCCUGGCCUCGUUUUCCCCUCCCGCGUCAACAAGCAGCUACAGAUUCUAGCGGGCAUUUACCCGGUGGCCCAGCUGCAGGAGCCGUACACGUCAGUUGGUUACCUGUGCGAGAGAAUGCCUGACCUUUCUGUGCUCAAGCUCAAACAUCCCAGUUUGCAAGAGAAAGAAUCCCAGCAGAGCACGGAGGAGCCCAGUUGGACCGCCUGGGAUGUGUGUGAAGCUUGGGCAGAAAGGAGAGGCUACAAGACGGCGAAAGCUGCGCGCAACGAUGUUUACCGUGCAGCCAACAGUCUACUGAGGCUGGCGAUCGAUGGCAGGCUCUGUCUCUGUCUCAGACCGCCUGGCUACAGCUGCCUCAAAGAGCACUGGGAAAACCAUCCAGACCUGCCUGAGAUUAUGGCUCUUCAGGGGAGAGCAGCAGAGGAGGAGGGGAGUGCGGAGCGGGAAGACGAGGAGGACGGAGAAUCCAGCUCCGAGCCCGAGGAGGAGAGGGACAGGGAUGCUGACGACGACGAGGACGGUGAUGAUGAAGAUGAGGGGUUUGGACAUCGGGGGUGGAGCGACGACAAGCCGUCAUCAGGCUUCACUGUCAACAUGUACAACGUGCUGCGGGAAAAUGACUGUGAGUGAAACUACAGGAAGAGGAAAGCAGAAAACAAACAGCUCCUACUAGGGGUGCACCGAUUGUGAUUUUGGCCGAUACUGAUUUUUUUAUUUUUUU